AUGUCAUCAUCUUCAUCCGAUGAAGUCGAUGAAAGAUUGGACGAAAUUUGCGAGGAAUACGUGGAAGAAAUAUACAACGACAUAGUGGAGGCCCAAACCAUACCACAAAGGACACGUGCGUAUGUAGAACGACACCGCGAAGGAGGACAAGACCAAUUAUGGAAUGACUACUUCAUCGAAGAUUCGACAUUCUCGACUCAAUUAUUCAGACGCCGUUUCCGCAUGAAUAAGGAAUUAUUCUUGUGUCUUGUUCAUGGCCUAGAAGCGUGCUUUCCAUUCUUUCAGCAAAGAAGAGAUGCAACUGGGAGGUGGAGUCUUACUGCACUACAAAAAUGUACUGCAGCUAUUCGUCUGCUUGCUUAUGGUACUGCGGCUGACACCGUUGACGAAUAUCUCUGA
This is a messenger RNA of Brassica napus (rape), 399 nucleotides long. RefSeq lists its product as uncharacterized. NCBI's taxonomy places the organism in Eukaryota, Viridiplantae, Streptophyta, Magnoliopsida, Brassicales, Brassicaceae. The coding region runs from base 1 to 399 and encodes 132 amino acids. The record is from RefSeq and is a predicted model, not a curated record. The transcript has a single exon.